This is a messenger RNA of Moesziomyces aphidis, 903 nucleotides long. Lineage: Eukaryota; Fungi; Basidiomycota; Ustilaginomycetes; Ustilaginales; Ustilaginaceae. The record is from the annotation of a GenBank genome assembly.
AUGCACGAAUGCCUCACCAAAGCCGUCGUCGACCCUCACAUCCAGCACGAGGCAGCACCUUCGGAACCAAGCCUACAACGCUCAAGCUCGUCGCCAGUCUGCCCGGUUAGGUUGACACCUCUUCCUAUCGGCUGCCCCUCGACCGUUGCCACCUCCGCGAGCAUCGCCUGCUCUCUGCCCGAAGUGAUCCUCUCGCAAGCAGAUCGACCCCUUCCGCGCUUCACCAAGAUGACUUCGUCUCCAUCUGGCAACACGCUGCUGCUCAAGCGUCAGCUCACCGAGCUGCGCAAGCGACCCGUGGACGGCUUCAGCGCCGGUCUCAAGGACGAAAGCAACCUUUUCGAAUGGGAGAUCAUGAUCAUCGGACCCAACGACACGCUAUACGAAGGCGGCUUCCUCCGCGCCGAGUUGAUAUUCCCACCAGAGUACCCGCUUUUGCCGCCCAAGAUGAAGUUCAUCACGCCCAUGUGGCAUCCCAACAUCUACGCCGACGGCACCGUUUGCAUCUCCAUCCUCCACGCUCCUGGCAAGGACGAGUACGGCUACGAAGACGCCAGCGAGCGUUGGCUUCCCGUGCAUACGGUCGAGUCGAUCCUCAUCUCCGUCAUCAGCCUGCUGUCGGCCGACGUGCCCAACACCGACUCGCCAGCGAACAUUGAUGCCGCCAAGCAGGUCCGAGAGGACCUCACAGGCUACAAGAAGAAGGCUGGUAAGGCAGUCGGCAGAGGAAGCAUUCGACUAGAGCCCCAGUCGGUCGCGCACGGUCUUGCGCUGCCUCGAUUCAAGUGCCUCGAUUCAAGUCGCAUAGACCAGGUUCAACGCACUACGGGCCGCCCCAGUGCAUUCAUCGUCCGUCCCAUGUACCAUCAGCAUCUCCCCACCUCGAAUCUUGGCUCAGCCUGA